This is a messenger RNA of Ilyonectria robusta, 748 nucleotides long. RefSeq lists its product as uncharacterized. The coding region runs from base 218 to 748 and encodes 176 amino acids. The transcript has 2 exons. The record is from RefSeq and is a predicted model, not a curated record. NCBI's taxonomy places the organism in Eukaryota, Fungi, Ascomycota, Sordariomycetes, Hypocreales, Nectriaceae.
UGGCAAGUAGUAGCAGUGGUAGCUCGGGGGCAAAGGUGGGAAAUUCAGAGGAUAGGUCCAGUAGGCUAACGGGCAGGAAAAAAAAAGGCAAUUCCCAGGUGGGAAAGGAGGGAGGAGAGUAGGGCGCUUUAAGUGGAAGCACUGAAGCAGGACAAAAAGCCAGAGCUUGGGCGCGGGAGCGGCAGCGUCUUGUAUCUGGGCUGGGGUCCGGGAAAUUAUGGCGGGAUGGUCACAGCCAAGAAGGCCUUCUUUAUUUGGAGCGCUGGACGACACGAGAGCGUGCGCGCUGGUGGUGCCUGUCCAGUCUGUGCCUGUCUUGUCGGUCUCACUUGGGAGGAGCAGCAUUGGGAGUGACGGGGGGGGAGACGAUACUGGGGACUGGGGAGCGACUGGGGGGGCGUGUGAAGCUGGCGGCCAGCAGCCAGCAGCCAGCAGCAGCCAGAGGGCGAGCGUCAGUGUGAGGGAGCGUGGGAGGGGGCCCACGACAGGGAGAAUGGGCCAAAAGGUCAAAAGGGUGAGGGUACACAAACCGAAGGGAGACGAGCGAGACUGGCGCGCGAGGGCCGGACGGACGAGGCGCCAGACGACGACCAGACGCCAAGGUGACGCCAGGGUGGGCGUAAGAAAGGGCCCAAGUGGCACGCUCCAAGGUGCAGAUGUUCCCCGACAAACCCUGUUCGCAAGGGGAAAGGGGGUCGCCAGCGUGAUGCCGGGUGUGGUCGCAUCACAGGAUGGGCGGGAUGGGUAG